Lycium ferocissimum is the source of this 3544-nucleotide messenger RNA. Its product is annotated as putative late blight resistance protein homolog R1B-16. The record is from RefSeq and is a predicted model, not a curated record. The transcript has 3 exons. Gene Ontology annotation, biological process: defense response to other organism. Bases 624 to 3290 code for a protein of 888 amino acids. NCBI's taxonomy places the organism in Eukaryota, Viridiplantae, Streptophyta, Magnoliopsida, Solanales, Solanaceae. Gene Ontology annotation, molecular function: ADP binding.
UUGCAUACCUAUAGAUAUAUAUUCUAAUAUACUGAUAAUAUUAAAUAAAGACACGUACUGAAUUUAGAUCCAACCUAUGAAACUCCAGACAACUCUGUACUUUUUUAAUACACAACCCAUCUACCAAGGGUAGACCUCCUGCUACCCCUUUUGACAGUCAUGUGACUGCUCUUCUUUCAAGAUUCAAGAACUCAGGUGUCUUCAUGCUCUCUAACCCUCUCUUUCAACAACGAUUUGAGGCUUAGAAUUCUUAAUACUGGAAUUUUCUGCAGCUCUGUUGGUGUCAAUCUGAAGUAGCUUUUAACUGUUUCUUCCCAACUAAAUUCAGGCUUUCUUUGAAUCAAUCUGCCGAAGCGUUUAACUGUAUUUCUUAAAAAAAAGCUAGGCAAGCAUUUGAGGUUCAAAACUCUUAUAUACUAGCUUUUCCUGCUCUCUAAAUUGAUGGAUUAGUACCGCUUAGUGUCUGAUCAAAGAAACCCGUAAAAAGAGAGAGUUGUAUGCGGUAUUUGCUUCAAAAAAGUGAAAAAAAUGAUUUUUCCAAAAACUGUGUUUCAAUCAAACUUCACUAAUGAAAAGAUUUUGAGUUUGUGAAGAAGUCUUUUGUCCUAUAGUUGGUGUGAGAAAUGGCUUACGCAGAUGUGGUUUCUCUCAUUCAAACUUUGAAGCAACUUAUGCAGCAAAAGCCACGUUGGGUUAUUGGUGAUACUAGGAAAAUGGUGGAAUCUCUCCUUGAUACUGUUGGAUAUUUCCAAAAUUUUCUUGAGAAGAUUUACUUGAGAAGGCAAGUCUUUGGAAAAUCUGAAGAGUUGGAGAGAGCGAUUAGAAUUGCAGUGAACGACAUAGAGAAUGUGAUUGAACUGGAGAUAUAUGAAUAUAAUCAACUGGAGCUCUGUUCAAGAGUGGCAUUGCCACGCCAGCCUUUAUGUGACGACUUGCCUCCCCUCGUAGAAAAGAUUGAUAUUGUGAAGAGGAAGAUGAUGAAAAAUAGUUUUGCUGCAAAUGAGGAUCUGCAACUGGGAGAUUCAUUGGUAGGUCAUUCAUCAUCUAGACGUGUUGAAAAUCUGAAUCUAGAAAAUGUUGUCGUGGGUCUUGAAGACGACUUGAUGAAAAUCAUGAGAAGACUAAUAGGGCCCCCCUCUAGUCGAGAAAUUGUCUCAAUUUUGGGCAUGGGGGGGAUUGGCAAGACGACUCUUGCUAAGAAAGCAUACCAUCAUCCUGAAAUCAGGAGUCGCUUUGACAUCCAUGUUUGGGUAACAAUAUCUCAAGAAUAUCUCACUAGAGAUUUGUGGCUGGGCAUUCUUUCCUGUAUUUCUCAGCUGAAAAAUGAGGUUCAAGAUGAGACUUAUCGGUUGGCGGUGAGAGAUGAGAUUAAUGAAAGUAGUGAUGAUCAGCUGAUGCAUAUGAUAUACAAAAAGUUGAUGCGUCGGAGGUAUCUUGUUAUCAUGGAUGAUAUUUGGAGUAAAGACAUAUGGGAUCUUAUGACAAGAAUUUUUCCAGAUGAUAACAAUGGGAGUCACAUUAUUUUGACUAGCAGGCACAAAGAGGUUGCUGAGCAUGCAGAUCCUGAUAGCAAUCCUCAUGAGAUGAGCCUAUUGAAUACAGAUAAUAGUUGGAAGUUACUUCAUGACAAGGUGUUUGGGGUAGAACAUGCAUGUCCUCCUGAAUUAGAGGAUAUUGGAAAGCAAGUAGCGCAAAAGUGCCAAGGACUACCUUUAGCUCUUCUAGUGGUUGCAGGGCAUCUCUCCAAAAUUUCUAGAACACGCGAAUGUUGGGAUGAUGUUGCCAAAACUAUUAGUAAAAUUGUUGCUAGUGAGCCAGAUAAAUGUCUUGGAGUGCUUGGAAUGAGUUAUAGUUACUUGCCUAAUCACCUAAAAGCAUGCUUCCUUUCUAUGGGAGCAUUCCCAGAAGAUUUUGAGGUUUCCACUGAGAGACUAAUCCAGUUAUGGGUUGCUGAAGGUAUUCUAAGGAAUGAAAGGCUCAAAAGCUUGGAAGAAACGGGAAAACAGUCCUUGGAAGAUCUUAUUAGUAGGAACUUGAUAAUAGUUAGAAAAAGGAGAUUUAAUGGAGAGAUGAAAACGUGUGGAAUUCAUGAUCUGGUGCGCGACUUGAUUCUAAGACAAGCUGAGAAAGAGAAGUUCUUGCAGGUUAUAAGGAUUCAUGAUGUCAUCAGAAGAUUCAAUGAUUCAGCUAGUAAGCCUCAUGUUUAUCGCUACAGUUCACAUUCAAGGAUUUCUCACGGGGAUUGCUGGAAGUCGACAUCUAGUCUGACCCGAACAUUGUACUUAUUCAAUGGACUAAAACUUGCUCCGCCUCCUUCUAAACAAAUACCUUUUUUGGCACGCUUCAAACUUCUAAGAGUGUUGGCAAUCCUUCAAUAUACGUUUCGAGAAUUCCCUCUUGACAUAACCAAAUUAGUACAUCUCAGAUACCUUGAAUUCAAUUGUAAUGAUGAUCUUCAUUGUUCAGUUUCAGAGCUUUAUAAUCUGCAACAUUUGAUUUUUGGCGGACAGUCCAAUUUACCAGUAGAGAUCUGGAAGAUGAAACCUUUGAGGCAUCUUGAGGUAAAAAAGAUCGCUUCUUUUUGUGUUCCAUCAAGUAAGGCAGUGUCUAGUUUCAUGUUACAAAAUCUUGAGGGACUUUCAGAUCUAAGUAUUUCCUGCUGUACUAAGGAAUUGUUUACUGGUAUUCCUAAUCUAAAGAGGCUGAAAAUUCAUGGGGCUUGGACAGAAUGCAGCAGAGAUAUGAUCUCCCAGACGCUAAAUAGCCUUUCUUGUUUAAAUCAACUUGAAAUAUUGAAGAUCGCAUGCUCCAGAAAAUUAUACCCACACCCACUCCCACUCCCAAGUAAGUAUGCUUUGCCUACAUCCCUGAAGAGGUUGACAUUAAGAUGUACCUAUUUACCAUGGGAAGACAUGGCAAAUAUUGUAAUGUUGCCAAACCUCGAAGUGCUUAAAAUUAAAGACAAUGGAUUUGAUGGUGAUGCGUGGAGAUUAAGUGAUGAAGAGGCUUUCAAUCAACUUAAGUUCCUCCUAAUCGAUAGGACAAAUCUGAAGCGCUGGGAAGCUGGCAGUGUUAACUUCCCAAAGCUGCAACACCUGGUUCUGAAAAGAUGCAUAUACCUUGAGGAAAUCCCUAAAGACAUAGGGGAAAUUUAUACCUUGGAGUCAAUAGAGUUGCUUAAUUGCCGAACUUCUGCUGCGAAAUCCGUCAAAGAAAUUAAAGAAGAGCAAGAGAGCAUGGCAAAUGAUUGCCUUAGUGUCUGCAUCCAUGAGAAACCUUGGUGGGAUUAGUAAUAUAUUUAACUCAAGAAGGCUGAUCAUGCUAGUUAAGACAAAAUGGUGCUGUGAGAGAUAGCUAAGUUGCAGAAGCUUUUUCUCCUAGAUCAAGAAAGCAGAAUCAUCCACUCUUAGCUUAGAAGAUGUGAUCACUUGUUACUUAUUCAUCAACAAGUAACUUCUUUCUUUUCUAGACCUUUAUGACUAAAGUAACAGGAUAUAGAGCCUGUUUGGAUGGGCUUAUUUUAAGCAGCUUAUAAGAUGCAAAC